AUGCCGCCAUUUAAAAAGCCCAGUCAAAGUCGUCCAGACCACCUGCCUAAAUCAAGUGAUCAUCCGCACCUCUUCCACGCCCCCGCUAACGCCACCUACUUGGCUCCGUCCGAUGGGGAACGCAGCAAUGAUCAGGUUGCCUCAAGAGCGUUGAUCAUUACCAUCUCGGUAACCUUCGGUCUCAUUUUCAUCUUCUGGUGUUGUAAACGCUGUCUCCCAAAACGCAAGAAAAGACGCAAUGGAAAAAAGUCUACCGCGGUUGAGGCCGAUGACAGCAAAGCAAUUCGUUUUGCCUCCGCGCUUACAAAGCAACUGGAGGAUACGGAAGGGCUGACGGAAAAUAUGGAACAAAAUGAGGCCGGCGACGACAAACAUGACAAGAAAAAGACUGAUCUUGGUUCACUGCAAUACUCGAUAGAAUUUGACUUCCAAAAAAAUGAGUUAUCUGUGGGUAUUAUCCAAGCCACUGGCCUUCCCGCAAUGGACAUGUGCGGUACUUCCGACCCCUACGUGAAGCUUUUUCUUCUACCGAAUAAGAAGAAGAAGUAUGAGACAAAGGUGCACCGAAAAACACUAAGUCCGGUGUUCAACGAAACUUUUGUUUUCAAGCUGGAAUAUGCAGAAAUUUCUGCCACGACCCUCGUCCUGCUAAUCUUCGAUUUCGACCGGUUCUCCAAACAUGAUCAAAUCGGGCAGAUCAAGAUCCCUCUUGGUUCCAUCGACCUCUGCCAGACCUUGGAAGAGUGGCGUCAGAUUGACCCCGUAGAGUCUGAUACUGAUCGCACGGAUCCUAUGAUGACGAAUGACUUCAGUGCACCGGCACGCAAGAGGUUAUUUGAAAAUUGUUGCGUAUUUACAAUUUUUCAGACCGCUGGUGUACAGGAACAAAACUGCUUGCUCCUUCCGUCCACUACCAGUGUUCAGUAA
This is a messenger RNA of Dibothriocephalus latus, 927 nucleotides long. The record is from the annotation of a GenBank genome assembly. NCBI's taxonomy places the organism in Eukaryota, Metazoa, Platyhelminthes, Cestoda, Diphyllobothriidea, Diphyllobothriidae.